AUGACAGCUAAAGCAGUACCUGGUGCUACGCUUAGACUUCGACGUAGAUUAGCGCUUGUGAUUGGCAUUGGUGAUUAUGAAAAUGUCUCAAAAUUAAAAAGUUCGCAAAAUGAUGCGAAGGAAUUGUCAUUUCUCUUACAACGUAUUGGCUUUAUUAUUGAUCAACCACAGUUGGAUAAAAAACUUGCUCAGAUGAAACAAAUUCUUGUUGAUUUUGAAAAUUCAAUACAAUCUAAUGAUGUUGUUCUAUUUUAUUUUGCUGGGCAUGGUAUGCAAUGGGAAGAUCAAAAUUAUUUGAUGCUGAAAGACUUUUCUGACGUGAAUACAGCAGAUUCAAAAGCGGCAGCUGAGUUUUUAAAAAUGAAUGCCAUCAAUGCGCAUGAUAUUCUAAACGCUUUAAGUGCUCGAAAACCAUAUGCAAUAAUUUUUCUCUUGGAUUGCUGUAAAAAUUAUUCAUUAAAGAAUCUUAAUUUGGAUAAACGUGCCUUAAAUGGUAGCGAUUCUAAAUUAGUUGGUCUGACAGGAAUGCAUAAAACAGGCUCAUUGAUUGCAUUUGCUUGUGCACCUGGUAAAUUAGCAGAUGAUAGUCCUGAAGAGCAAAAUAGUUUAUUUAUGAAGCAUCUUCUGAAACACAUUGCAACUCCGAAUGAAAAUAUCGUAGAAAUAUUACGUGACGUGGUCCAUGAAGUGAUGAAGGAUUCGAAUUCCAAACAGAUUCCAUUUAUGAGUGUUCAACUAAGUCACAAAAAUAUAUACAUGUGUGAACAAGCUCCAGUGGUUUCCAUUAUUCCAAUAAAUGCCCAAUGGUCACAGAAUGGGGUAACUGUUGCUGGAGGUCACGGACGUGGCGAUGACACCAAUCAGCUCAAUCGUCCUUGGGGUCUCUUCGUUGACGACGAUGGAACGAUGUUUAUCACAGACUGGUAUAAUGAGCGUAUCAUCCAAUGGAAAAUGGGUGAUAAGAAUGGACAAGUGGUAGCUGGUGGUCAUAGUCAAGACAAUUGGAAUCAUCGUGUAAUGAAAUGGAAUAAAGGAGCAAAAGAAGGGAUUGUCGUCGCUGGAGGUCAAGGCGAAGGAAAUGCUCUGACACAAUUAUCGUAUCCUAAAGGAUUGUUCGUUGAUACAUGGGGUACUAUCUAUGUGGUAGAUGCGGGAAACGAUCGAGUGAUGCGCUGGCCUAAAGGAGCGAAAGAGGGCACUGUCCUUGUUGGUGGAAAUGGCAAAGGACAAGAAGCAAAUCAGUUGUCAGCUCCUAUGGGUUUGUCCUUGGAUCGACAUGGCAAUCUCUAUGUCGUUGAUCAACAAAAUCAUAGAGUUCAACAGUUUUCUAUUAAACAGACUCAUUGUGAUGCUUAA
Rotaria sp. Silwood1 is the source of this 1356-nucleotide messenger RNA. The record is from the annotation of a GenBank genome assembly. NCBI's taxonomy places the organism in Eukaryota, Metazoa, Rotifera, Eurotatoria, Philodinida, Philodinidae.